UCCACAUUUGUAUUGGGAACUAUCCGUGCGCCUCUGUCCCCGCGCAGCCCGACUCUGUGUGAGGCAGGGAGAGAGAGACAGAGAGAGAGAGAGAGAGGGAGCAGGGCACCGGUAAACACUGACACAGACAAACUCCCCGAAGCUCUUUGGAUGUGAUUUUCAACUCGGAUUGGAUUAUUUUUCACCCGGUUUUUGGAGGAUACCUGUUACGUUGCUCUUUUUUGGGGGGGUUGACUGAGACACCACCCCGAGCGUGAGGUGAGCUCAGCAUGAGUCAAGCUCCAGGUGCAUGAAGGAGCCAAGGCCCUGAAAGGAUUAGCUCCUUACCUUUCCCUGUUUGGCACCAAAGAGGAGGGGGGAACAUUGGUUAUCUACUUCUGGAAAAAAGGAACCACAGGAUUGGAUUAAUGUGUGUACAAGCCGGGAAACAGAGCGGAGGAUUCUGGUUACCUGACGGACUCGUGUACAUGAGAGAACUGGCCUAAACUGAGACUGUGGUGGCAGGGAUUGGCAUGGCUCAGACCAGCUUUACGUCAACUCAUCAUGCCUGCCAGGCCUGAUUGCAUGCAAGCGCCUUUGUGAGAACACGGAUAACUACACAACAGUGGAAGGACAGAAAAAUCCCAUUUACUGUUAUGGCAUCUGAGCUUGACUACUCUAACAGUCAUUAGGAUUUGAACGUUAUCAGAGAGCUCAUGUUUGAGAAAUGAUGCUGUUUCUGCUGGCUUAUCUGGGUCUAAAAAGCCUUUAAAAGCAUGAGACUCUGACAGUACGGAAGGGUCGUCAUCAAGAAAAGCAUCAGCUGAACAAACACUGACCACCGCGGGAUAUCACCGUCAAGAUUCCGUUCAAAGAGAAAGAGAAUCGUGAUUGGAUUCCUCCUCGUCUGGCAAGGAUUAACCACAUCGCAUAAAUCAGGGUUUUCAACGGCUUCAAGAUGGUGUAUCAUUGCAAAAUAUUCAUCCUCUUCCUCAUCAGGGUUGCAUUGCUUCUGGGUGUUGCAACUCCCCUGAUGACCUCCGCCUCAUGUCCCUCAGCCUGCCGGUGUGAUGGGACCUUCAUCUACUGUAAUGACCGCGGACUGACUUCCAUUCCCCUUGGUAUACCACGGGACGCUACAGUACUCUUCCUACAAAAUAAUCGCAUUAAAAGUUCUGGUAUUCCUGCGGAGCUACGGCAGUUGAUAUACGUGGAAAAGAUCUAUCUUUACUGCAACAACCUGGAUGAAUUCCCAACCAAUCUUCCUCUUGGGCUGAAAGAGCUUCAUCUUCAAGAGAACAAUGUUCGCAUGAUCACCCACUCUUCUUUAGCCCAAAUUCCUUACAUCGAGGAGCUGCACCUGGAUGAUAAUUCUGUAUCAGCCGUCAGCAUUGAGGAAGGGGCCUUUCGAGACAGCAAUCACCUUAGACUACUUUUCCUAUCGAGAAAUCAUCUAAGCACCAUCCCAUCAGGCUUGCCCAUGAGCAUUGAGGAGUUGCGCUUCGACGACAACCGCAUUUCCUCCAUCUCAGAGCAGUCGCUGCAAGAUCUCAUCAACCUGAAACGACUUGUCCUCGAUGGUAACUUGCUUAACAACCGUGGGAUUGGAGAGAUGGCUUUCUUCAACCUGAUCAACCUGACCGAGCUGUCGCUUGUGAGGAACUCACUGACAUCACCACCGGCCAAUCUACCAGGCACCAGUUUAGAGAAGCUGCAGCUACAAGAUAAUCAUAUUAACCGGGUGCCACCUGGGGCCUUUGCCUUUCUGAGGCAAUUGUAUCGCCUGGACCUGUCUGGAAACAACCUUAGUAGCCUUCCUCAAGGGGUGUUUGAGGAUUUGGACAAUCUAACACAGCUCUUGCUUCGCAACAACCCCUGGCAGUGUACAUGUCGGAUGAAGUGGGUACGUGACUGGCUGCGGUCUUUGCCAUCUAAGGUAAAUGUGCGGGGCUUCAUGUGCCAAGGUCCAGAUAAGGUCAAAGGCAUGGCGAUUAAGGACCUAACAACAGACAUGUUUGACUGCACAGAUUUUGACCCCAGCAUCACAUACGAAACCAGCACCGUCUCUUUGAAUUUGCGCCCUUCAUUGCCCCAGUGGCCGUCGUUCGUAACUAAAAGGCCUGUUGUGAAAGGACCAGACAUGGGAAAAAAUUACCGCAGCACCACCACCUCUUCUGGCAGAAAAAUAAUCACCAUCAGUGUGAAGUCAAGUAGCGCAGAUACGCUGCAUAUAUCAUGGCGGGUGUCCCAGCCCAUGACUGCCCUGCGGCUCAGCUGGCUAAAGCUAGGGCACAGUCCUGCAUUCGGCUCCAUCACCGAAACGAUUGUACAGGGGGAGAGGACGGAGUAUCUGCUUACUGCUCUGGAGCCAGAGUCUUCCUAUAGGAUAUGCAUGGUUCCCAUGGAGACUAGCAAUAUUUACCUCUCAGAUGAGACCCCUGUUUGCAUUGAGACAGAGACUGGAUCGCACAAAUCCUACAACCCAACUACAACUUUGAACAGAGAGCAGGAAAAGGAACUCUUCAAGACUACAAGUCUGCCUCUAGCUGCCAUCAUUGGAGGGGCGGUGGCACUUUUGGCAAUAAUUAUGCUGGCAUUGGUUUGCUGGUACGUCCACAGAAAUGGAUCGCUGUUUUCCAGAAACUGCACGUAUAACAAAGGCCGAAGGAGAAAGGAUGACUAUGCCGAAGCUGGUACCAAGAAGGACAACUCUAUCUUGGAAAUAAGAGAGACUUCUUUUCAAAUGAUACCAAUAAGUCACCUGCCUGUAUCCAAGGAAGAGUUUGUGAUACACACAAUUUUCCCACCAAAUGGCCUGACUUUAUACAAAAGUCCACACAUUGAGAACAGCAUUAACAACAGAAGCUACAGAGACAGUGGAAUACCAGAUUCGGAUCAUUCCCAUUCAUGAUAUUGAACAGAGACAUUCAUGACCAAGUGACUUUAACAGAGUGGGAGAACUUUUACAAAACACUGGAUCUAAGAGACUAAGAAGCAAUGUUCUGUACAUUUGCCAUAUAAUUUAUAUUUAAGGACAUUUUAUUACGACCGAGGACGUUCCAGUUGCAGGUGUCACUGAACCAUCAGUGGGUUAUUGUACUGCAAUUCUAUAUUUUAGGGAUUUGUAGUAAUUUGUACUGUAUUUCCUUUGCUUAAAGUUAUCGACCAACUAAAAGAAACUCUGUGUUCUACUGAGAUAUGAUGACUUGUCAACUGUGAAAGUGGGUUUUCAUUGCUGUGUUGAACAAUCAGACUUUAGAAAACCUUGUAGUAUAAGCACAGGUCAUUAUUUUCACUUUGUGGCUGUCUGAAAAAAAUAUUUCAUGACUGGAAUUUAGACAAAAGCGGUAUAAAUACAAAAGCAGGCAUGUUGCCUUUUCAAAGAAUGAUUGGUCAUAAGUAGUCCCAAUGCACUAAUGACUGAAGAGUUUUGCUUUAGUGAUCACCUACAGUAGGGUCCAGACAACUAAAGAUAAGGUGCCAUGCUUUAUUACUUUAUUGUUUAAGUGUUUUAUAUUUUUGCAUUUGACAGAAAGGCAGUGGCAACCUUGGAGGGUUCUUGUUUUUCCUUAGGAUUGUAGGCCACGGCACAGGGCAGUUAAAGCACACGGACCUUACAAGGCUUUCUUGCUCCACACAAGAAAAUGAGACAGGCCGACACAGAGGACCCCCCCCCACCAUCUCUAUUUACACUAGCCGACAAUGGCCAAUAGACAAUGGCGGCAUUCUUAAGUACCAUGUACCAUACGUCAUUUCAUCGGGCAAAAAAUACAUGUUGGUUUUAUACAGAUUCUCACAGUGUCGGCCAUUCCUUAACACUCUUUUGUAUUAUUAUUCACAUUUACUUUUAAGUUGCCACAAAUUGAAGCUAACUGUUCUUUGAAAAAACCAAAGUGCAUUGUAUGCCCUUUGGCCAGUCUUGUAUGUGCCUUGAUCCAAUGCUUAUUGUAUUUAGCUUUUUAAGAAAACGGUGACUUUUUUUCAUACACACUUGAAUAUGAAAAAUACUGGUCAUAUUACAAAAAAUAAAAGUGGAUAAAAAUACAUUUGGGUUGUCUCUCCAUUGACUUUGAACAAUAGACAUUGAAUCAAGUUUGUGCAACGCGUCAUCAGAGACUGCCGUUAUUUGCAGAGGUGUUUGGGCUAAUAUUUACCAAACUGCAUGAUAAGAUUACCAAGUAUUUUUGUGACUCAUUGAAAAUAAAUAUCAGAAGAGAAAAAAAAAAUCUAAUUGAAUUCAUGUAUCUAAAGUUUUCAAUAUCCGCAGUGCAGAUGCUCCAUGUGGAUAUUUUGAAGAGAGGUGGAACUCAUUUAAGUAAACAUUUGACAUAGGUAAAUAAUGACCUACUAACCUGUUAUGACUUCACCUUC
Synchiropus splendidus (mandarinfish) is the source of this 4350-nucleotide messenger RNA. RefSeq names its product fibronectin leucine rich transmembrane 3 (gene flrt3). Gene Ontology annotation, molecular function: protein binding. The transcript has 3 exons. Lineage: Eukaryota; Metazoa; Chordata; Actinopteri; Syngnathiformes; Callionymidae. The record is from RefSeq and is a predicted model, not a curated record. The coding region runs from base 938 to 2890 and encodes 650 amino acids.